Messenger RNA from Drosophila sechellia, 307 nucleotides. RefSeq lists its product as uncharacterized. The coding region runs from base 13 to 183 and encodes 56 amino acids. The transcript has a single exon. The record is from RefSeq and is a predicted model, not a curated record. NCBI's taxonomy places the organism in Eukaryota, Metazoa, Arthropoda, Insecta, Diptera, Drosophilidae.
AAAUGCAUCGCAAUGCCUUCUAGCUGGAUUCAUUUGCUGGGACUGCUGGCCCUGUUUCUUUGCACGAUCUUAUCUUCUGGAGAUGCCUCCCCCUUCGACGAGAGACGCCACAGAGGAUGGAAUCCACGCCCAGGAUCAAUGCCGCAGAUUCCCACCACACCACCUUUUAAUCCAUACGGAUAAGGUGCCAUCUAAUUAUCUAAGAACUAACUAAAAAUAUAGAUCAAUUCUUAAUCGUUUACAAAUAUAUAAAAUGCAUUUAGAUGGACUACAAAGAAAUGUCUAAAAAUGUCACAUAUUGAAUGUA